GUUUAUGGAAAGAACACCAAUUAUUUAGCCAUGAUUCCGAGACUUCGAGAUGAUCGCAUAAAAUUAUUUGAUGAUCUGGGCCAACAAUUUGAUCUUUUAAAUAUGGAAAUGCAAGUGUGUCAAUGUCAAAGUCUUUAUGAAACUUAUAUUAUGAUUGCAACCUAA
This is a messenger RNA of Dentiscutata erythropus, 165 nucleotides long. The record is from the annotation of a GenBank genome assembly. NCBI's taxonomy places the organism in Eukaryota, Fungi, Glomeromycota, Glomeromycetes, Diversisporales, Gigasporaceae.